CCCGGGUGCAAGCGCCUGGAGUUCUCUAUGGAUGUCAAGGCGACUCCCAACGGGGUGGCCACCAUCGAGGACAGAAUCUUAAGGAUCACGGGCUAUUAUGGCUAUUAUCCGGGAUAUUCCAGCCAAAAAAGUACCUCUAGAUCAUCUGUCAUCCGAUGCAAACCAGGAGCCAACUGCCCCAAUUCGCACAGUAGCAUUGUUAGGCAGCUGUCCCCUUUGUCUGGUGCUGAAGAUUCUGCAGCCCCCAUUCUUGAACUCCAGAAUCGAGGUUCCUCUGGAGUUUGUGGACACAGCAGAGGGGAAAGACAGAACAGAUCAGGAGAUGAGGGGGCACAGACCCAUCCAGACAGCAAUAGCCAAGAAAACAGAGUCAAGACUCGCUGCCAGUCAUGUGCAACUCUCUUUCUCAAGGUCGUCUGGGGAUUCUUGAUCAUUUUGUCUGUCUCAUCCUCUUGGGUUGGAACCACACAGAUUGUAAAGAUCACAUAUAAGAACUUCUAUUGUCCAUUUUUCAUGACUUGGUUUUCAACAAACUGGAACAUUAUGUUUUUCCCAGUCUAUUAUUCUGGCCAUCUGGCUACUGCUCAAGAAAAACAGUCUCCAAUUAAAAAAUUCAGGGAAUGCAGUCGGAUUUUUGGCGAAGACGGUUUGACAUUGAAGCUCUUUCUUAAAAGGACUGCUCCCUUUUCUAUCCUAUGGACUUUGACUAAUUACCUGUAUUUACUGGCGUUAAAGAAACUGACAGCCACAGAUGUCUCUGCCCUGUUCUGUUGUAACAAAGCAUUUGUCUUCUUACUUUCUUGGAUUGUGCUGAAAGACAGGUUCAUGGGAGUAAGGAUAGUUGCUGCAAUAAUGGCAAUCACGGGCAUCGUGAUGAUGGCAUAUGCUGAUAAUUUUCAUGCUGAUUCAAUCAUAGGAGUGGCAUUUGCUGUUGGAUCUGCAUCUACUUCUGCUUUGUAUAAGGUUUUAUUUAAGAUGUUUCUUGGAAGUGCCAACUUUGGUGAAGCGGCCCACUUUUUUUCCACCUUAGGUUUCUUUAAUUUAAUCUUCAUCUCCUUCACACCAAUCAUCCUAUAUUUUACCAAAGUGGAGCACUGGUCAUCUUUCUCAGCCCUACCAUGGGGCUGCCUCUGUGGAAUGGCAGGGCUAUGGCUCGCAUUUAACAUCCUGGUCAACGUUGGAGUUGUGCUGACAUACCCAAUCCUCAUCUCCAUCGGCACUGUGCUCAGUGUUCCCGGGAAUGCAGCUGUGGAUCUCCUGAAACAGGAGGUGAUAUUCAAUGUUGUCCGGCUGGCUGCCACCAUUAUCAUUUGCCUCGGGUUCCUACUGAUGUUGUUGCCUGAAGAGUGGGAUGAAAUCACUCUGAGAUUCAUCAAUAACCUGAAAGAAAAGAAAAGCGAAGAGCGUGUAGACGACACGACUGAGUCCAGUGUACAUUUAAGAAGCAGGAGCAGAGCUAAUGGCACAGUGUCUAUACCCCUCGCUUAAAAAAGCGACCAACUUCUGAAUGCACGCGGAUGUAUAUUCUGUGAAUAUAAUUUUCUCACUACUUGUAUGCUCAAAUGACAGUAUUAACCUUGAAUCGGAAUGAAUCACAAGUGAAGUGACAUUAACAAUAAAAGUUUACGUUUAUACACUUAGCAAGUUACAAGUGUA
This is a messenger RNA of Phascolarctos cinereus (koala), 1656 nucleotides long. It is a transcript of the gene SLC35F4, whose product is annotated as solute carrier family 35 member F4. Gene Ontology annotation, cellular component: membrane. The record is from RefSeq and is a predicted model, not a curated record. NCBI's taxonomy places the organism in Eukaryota, Metazoa, Chordata, Mammalia, Diprotodontia, Phascolarctidae.